This is a messenger RNA of Salvia hispanica, 1217 nucleotides long. RefSeq names its product glucan endo-1,3-beta-glucosidase, acidic-like. Gene Ontology annotation, biological process: carbohydrate metabolic process. Lineage: Eukaryota; Viridiplantae; Streptophyta; Magnoliopsida; Lamiales; Lamiaceae. Gene Ontology annotation, molecular function: hydrolase activity, hydrolyzing O-glycosyl compounds. The record is from RefSeq and is a predicted model, not a curated record.
CACCAACACUUGCUCAAUUGCUCUUUCCUUAGGCUGCAAUGGCUAUCACAAAAAAUUACUUCUUCCUCUCUGCAAUAUUCACACUUAUAUUUUUGUUCACAUCUCUGGAUUUCACUGCUGCUCAAAUCGGGGUAUGCUACGGACGGAACGGCGCGGGACUACCCCCUCCAACCCGAGUCGUGCAGCUAUUCAAGCAAUACAACAUCAAAAGGAUGCGAAUCUAUGACACGGACCAAGCCACCCUGGAAGCCCUCCACAUGCAGCUCCAAGACAUCGCCAACAGCCGCCCCAACGCGGACCGCUGGGUCCAAACCAACAUCCGCAACUACGGCAACGUCAUCUUCCGUGCCGUCAUCGUCGGCAACGAGGUCAGCCCGAUCCGAGGCGACACCGCUCAGUACGUCCCGUUCGUCCUCCCCGCCAUGCGCAACAUCCGCGCCGCCCUCGACGCCGCCAACCUCGGCGCAAUCAAGGUCUCCACGGCCAUCGAGACCGAGGUCAUCGACCCCAACACCAACUACCCGCCGAGCAAGGGGGAUUUCCGGGGCGAUGUGAGGCCGUUUCUAGACCCCAUCGUGAGGUUUCUCGUCGACACGGACGCCCCUCUCUUCGCCAACAUAUACCCCUUCUUCGCCUACCUUUACAACAAGGCGCAGAUCCCUUACAACUACGCCUUUCUGGAGGAGGGCGGUGGGAUCAACACCCCGGACGGGAUUUACGACAAUCUCUACUACGCGCUCCUGGACGUAGUGAACGCGGCGCUGGAGAAGAGCACGGCGAGGGUCUUUCCCGACGCGGCCGGGAAGGUGGCCCCGGUGGCGAAAGGGUCGGAGACGGGAGCGGCCAGUGACGGGUCGGGGGAUGCCACGGCGAGCAUUGAGAAUGCGCGGAGAUACAACAAUAAUUUGGUGAGGGUGGUGAAGAGUGGGACGCCGAGGAGGCCGGGCCGGCCGAUUGAGACGUACAUAUUUGCGAUGUUUGAUGAGAAUCAGAAGCCUGGCUCGGCAAUGGAGCAGCAUUUCGGGCUGUUUUAUGCCAACGGGCAGCCAAAAUACCCGAUGAAUUUUAACUAGCUGAAUAUGCCUACUUUUGAUGGUUGAAGAAAAUAAAGGCCUUUGCUAUGUAUGAAGCCUUUGCGGUGUCACACUAUGUGCAUUUGCAAGAAUUGUAAUAAAGAGUUGAUUGAUGAAAUAUACAACCAUUUAAAAGCCCCAAAA